This is a messenger RNA of Aspergillus campestris IBT 28561, 1356 nucleotides long. Its product is annotated as kinase domain-containing protein. Gene Ontology annotation, molecular function: protein kinase activity; ATP binding. The coding region runs from base 1 to 1356 and encodes 451 amino acids. The record is from RefSeq and is a predicted model, not a curated record. NCBI's taxonomy places the organism in Eukaryota, Fungi, Ascomycota, Eurotiomycetes, Eurotiales, Aspergillaceae. The transcript has 2 exons. Gene Ontology annotation, biological process: regulation of mRNA processing; spliceosomal complex assembly; protein phosphorylation.
AUGCCCACACUCACCACCCGGAGUUCAGACCACACAGCUGAUUCCAGCAAAUCCCGUGCGUCGAGCACACGACCCAGCAAGGCUCAGUACCAGCUUAUUGAAGAUGUGGAAGAUUUGGAUAGAUAUUGCUCUGGAGGCUAUCACCCUCUGCAGAUCGGGGACGAGUUGGCCCGUGGGCGAUAUCGACUAGUUAACAAGUUAGGAUAUGGAGGGUAUUCAACCAUAUGGCUAGCCCGUGAUCUAUGCAGGGCCAGAUAUGUAGCGGUGAAGGUUAUUACUGCUGAUGCCAGUUGCACCCAUGAGGCCAGUCUUUUAUCCUCUCUCAGCCAAUCAUCCAGACCAGGGAGAGAGAUUAUCCCAUCUCUUAUUGAUGACUUCUGGAUCACCGGCCCCAAUGGAAGGCAUGAAUGUGUCGUGACUUCACCCGCACAAAUGAGCUUGUUUGAUUCCAAAGAAGCUUCGAUUUCUGGCCUUUUCCAUCUCAAUGUUGCACAGUCAAUUAUUGCCCAGCUUAUUCGUGGAGUCGCGUUUCUUCACCACGAGAAUAUCGUACAUGGCGACCUUCACCUUGGAAACAUCCUAGUCCAGUUUCCUAGGAUGAUUGAUCGCUUUCCAACAUCAGAGUUAUACGAAAGAUAUGGACAGCCAGAGUCAGAAGCUGUCAUCCGACUUGAUGGUAAGCGUUUAGUGGACAGUGUACCUGCCCGUGUAUUCAUACCUGGUUGGUUCGGAGUCCCUAGUGACGAGGUUGUUCUUGGUGAUGAGAAGAUCCUCCUCAGCGAUUUCGGCGAAUCUUUCAACCCAGACACAGAGCCCAGAUUCUCCUCGAAGACCCUCCCACUCCUCCAGCCACCGGAAGCUAGAUUCUCAGAUAGACCGCUCUCCUUUGCUUCAGACAUCUGGACACUUGCCUGUACCAUCUGGGAAAUCCUAGGCCAGCGACCUUUGUUUGAAGCUUAUUUCCCGACUGUCGACCGUGUCACUAUGGAGCAAGUUGAAGCCCUAGGCAGAUUACCCUUGGAAUGGUGGAGAAAAUGGGACAGAAGACUGGAAUGGUUCGAUGAAGAAGGGAAAAUAGACCUGAAGCCAGAGAUGUCGAGAGACCAUGAGGGCAUGCGCAGGACCUGGGAUAGGAGGUUUGAGCACUGCAUACAGAAGCCUCGAGCUGCGGCGGGCCUGGAGACCUUGGCAGUGGAAGAAAGGAAAGCAUGCGAGAAGAUGCUUCGGUCGAUGUUGACUUUCCGGCCAGAGGAAAGAGCGACAGCACAACAGGUAAUGCAGUCAGAAUGGAUGAAAGGCUGGGGACUGCCAUCCCUGGAACAGAGCCGGAGAACCUCUGGAAUCAAUGAAAGCUAA